AUGAAACGAUUACGUGUAACGAUGUCGACUUUUCCUCUUCUAUCAUUUAUUUUUCUAAUAUAUUUAAUUGUUGUUUAUUCUGAUCAAGAAUUUUCAAUAUCUGCUCAGAAAUCUGAGAAUAAUAAUCAACAUCAACUAUCAUCGCCAGCAAAAGGUCGCUCUCGUCUUCGUCGACGUGAAUUUGUUCAAGAAGAAGUACGAAAAACAAUGUUUCAAUAUAUGACAAGUUUAAAAGGUGAAAUAACCGAUGUUGUUCUUGAAGAAAUGAUCAAUUAUUAUAAUGGUCAAACAUCAAAAUUAUAUCGAUUAGAAAAAGAAUUGGUUAAUUUGAAACAAAAUUCAUCUAUGAAACCUGAUCAACAACAAUUUCUAGAAAAAUUCAAGACAGAAAUUAUACAACUAUCUCGACAACAGCGUUCAUUUGCAACAAAUAUUAGUUCAAUUGAAAGAAAAGUAACAAAUAUAACCGAAAUUUUAAAUGAUAUAACACAACGGCUAAUUGAAAUUGAUCAUGGAGCCUCUUCAACACAUGACAGUAAUAAAACAACGACAAACAUUGACCAACAGGCUAAAGAUGAACAACAACAGCAACAGCAACAACAACAGCAACAAACCAAUAGUCAUGUAAGACGCUUGGUAUCGUCACCAAUUGUUAAGAAAGAUCUUGAAGAAGUUGAAACGCCAACAGUAACUAUUCUAAUUCUUCCAGAUUGUGAUGAUCUUCUAAAACAACGUCCAUCAACAUAUCAAGGUGGCAUAUUUCGAAUAAAACCAAGAAAUUAUGGUGAACCAUUCGAUGUUCAUUGUGUCUUUGAGAACAAUACGGGUUACAAUGAGGAGAAUAUAUCUAUAAAUUGGAUAUCACCUAAAUUCAAACGAGUUUAUGUUUUCAAAAUUUUAAAAUUGAAAUUAAUAAAAUCUGAAAAAUUACCCACGAUUUUAUAUAAUGAAAUUGUAUUUGAAUAUUUAAAAGCUUGGACGAUAAUUCAACGACGAGUAAAUGGCAGUGUUGACUUUUAUCGUGGUUGGAAAGACUAUAAAACUGGUUUUGGAGAUUUGCGUGGUGAACAUUGGCUAGGAUUGUCUAAAAUUCAUGCAUUAACAUCUCAAGGACGAUAUAUGUAUGCUAUAUUAAAAUGUCUGAAAUAUUUUUCUAUACUAUAUGUUUUUUGUUUACGCAGGUUACGUAUUGAUUUAUUACCAUGGGAUGCAACGGUACGAUACGCUGAAUAUGGAAAAUUUUCAGUUGGGAAUGAAACAAAUAAAUAUAAAUUAUCAGCAUUGCAAUAUCGAGCUAGUUCAACAGCUGGUGACAGUAUUUCAGCACCUUGGGACACUGCCAACGGUUCACCAUUUUCAACCUUUGAUAAUGACAAUGACAAACUUUUUUAUGACAAUUGUGCACUGACAUAUCACGGAGCAUGGUGGUUUACAUCCUGUUUUCAAUCUCAUUUAAAUGGACAGUACAUUCGUUCGCCAUUGGCCUUGUAUAAUACUGCUCGAAAUGGAAUUCAUUGGAAUACAUAUGGGCUCUAUCAUUCAAUGAGAGAAACGACUAUGAGAAUAAGACGUAGUCAACCAUAUCGAUCCUAUGAACGAAAAUAUGUUGAGUCGGAUUGA
Didymodactylos carnosus is the source of this 1620-nucleotide messenger RNA. The record is from the annotation of a GenBank genome assembly. Lineage: Eukaryota; Metazoa; Rotifera; Eurotatoria; Philodinida; Philodinidae.